AUGUCUGAGCUGGAGGAGAUACUCUGUCGACCACAGGAUCCCAACCACUUCGUGCCUCGCAAACCGGAAAAUUUUUCUGCAUUUUGCGAUGACCUCCCGCUGGGUGCGUGGAAAGCGCCUUUCUCACCUCUUCAAAUGGCGGCCAAUCUCGGCAAGCUUGAUGCCAUACGUCUCCUCCUUGAGGCUCGUGCAGACCUGGGGCCGGCCAGCUGCAGUAUGAGAAGUCUUAUUUUGGUCAACCAUCCGGGCAGUCUUGACUCCAUGAUGCUGCUGCUUGAGGCCAGGGCGGAUGCAGAUGAUGGCAGGAGCGCGCUGUCGUUCGCCGCUGGGCUCGGGAGAGCGAGUGCAGUGCAAGUGUUGCUGGACGCCGGAGCACAAAAGGAUUUAGAAGAUGAAUCUGGCGUGACACCGCUUCUACAAGCAUGCCAUUCUGGGCACCUGCAUGUUGUACAUUUGCUGCUAGCUGCAGGUGCCAAACCAGCUGCAUGCUGCAAGAAGGGCAUAUCCUACCUUGCAGCAAGGCAGGGGCGCAGGCUUUUGCAGGUUCAGCCACUGCUUUGCAUGUUCAGAUCGUCGCAGGCGAGGCACCGAAUUUUGACGCGUUUGCUGAAUCGGCGGCUACUUGCGGCCUCCAGAUGGUUGCGGGCAAGGCGCCGAGUUGCAACACACCAGCUGGUGAAGCCGCGCUCAAAGUAG
This is a messenger RNA of Symbiodinium pilosum, 696 nucleotides long. Lineage: Eukaryota; Dinophyceae; Suessiales; Symbiodiniaceae. The record is from the annotation of a GenBank genome assembly.